AUGCCUCGUGCGUGCGCGGCAAGCACCGCUGAGACGGUCGCCACUCCUGUUGUUGUCUCUCGCGCCUGCGUUGUGCAUCCAAUGUCCACCAGGCCGUAUAAACACCCAUCCCGCACCGCUACCCACCCGAGGGAACUGCAUACCCUCCUCUCCGCCCCUCUCUUUGCGCACCC
This is a messenger RNA of Fomitopsis serialis, 173 nucleotides long. RefSeq lists its product as uncharacterized. The record is from RefSeq and is a predicted model, not a curated record. The transcript has a single exon. NCBI's taxonomy places the organism in Eukaryota, Fungi, Basidiomycota, Agaricomycetes, Polyporales, Fomitopsidaceae. The annotation marks the transcript as partial.